Molecule: messenger RNA, 5130 nt
Organism: Lytechinus pictus (painted urchin)
Lineage: Eukaryota; Metazoa; Echinodermata; Echinoidea; Temnopleuroida; Toxopneustidae
Product: beta-1,3-glucosyltransferase-like
Exons: 14
Coding region: 94-1614 (506 amino acids)
Cellular component (GO): membrane
Molecular function (GO): acetylglucosaminyltransferase activity
Source: RefSeq, a predicted model, not a curated record
UUGCUUUCCAUAGCUUGUAGUUCAAUGAGUGAUGUGGCUGAGCUGAAGUCAGUGAAUUGAAGACGAAGUCAAACUUAAACAUCCAAAUCCAGAAUGCACGGACUCAGAAAACUGUUUGCUGUGUUGUUCAUCGGAGCUUAUGCUGUUGCUUUCAACCCAUACCAAGAUGUUUCAGAAAGAUUGAAGGGUGCACAUGAGGUAGGUCUAGGAGAUGUAGUCUUUGUGAUCAGAAGUCAGGCUCCCUCUCCUCAUGUAGAGAGGGCAAGGCGCAUUAGAGAUGAUAUAGCCCAACAGUGUAGACUACACAAUCUAGGUCAUCCAGAUGUGGUGUUGUUACAUGAAAGAUAUGGAGGGCCUCACUCCGGACACUGGACACUAUUCCCUGCUCUUCCAAAGUUAUUCAAUGAGUUUGAAGAGAAGAAAUGGUUCUUUUUCUGUGAGGAGGAUACCAGAGUUAAUGUCCAAGGUCUGAUUGCGUUGCUAAGUAGAUUCAGCUCGGGUGAGGAAUGGUUUCUUGGUAAAAGCUUAUUUGACCAGGAGGCAACAAUAAUUCAUCAUUUUCGUUUCAACGACAUGCUCUCAGAAUUCAUCUUUCCAGACUUUGACGCAGGUUGGAUUUUGAGCGAAUCUCUCCUGAAAAGCAUGGUGUCAAGACUGAAGGAAGAAAACGCUAAGAUUGAUUUUAGCAUUGACGUCAAACAUGAGCUUGCUCAUUACAUCUGGAAUGAAGAGAGUGGAUUGCAUAUGACAGGCCUACCUCAGCUAUGUGCAGGGAACAUUGACCCAAGUGACCUUUCACCUUUGACCGAUGAACAGGUCAAGCAGAAAAUACAGUCCAGCAAGGAAAACCCUUCCAAAUCUGGUUCCAUCUGUGUGACGGCAUCUCCCAAGGCGCUCCCAGAAUGUGGUCCACCUGUGAAAGGAAAGGAUAUCUUCUUUGCAGUUAAAACAUGUGAGAAGUUCCAUAAAGAACGAGUGCCUGUAGUGCAACGGACCUGGGGGAGAUUUGCAAAGCACAUGGUUUAUUUCAGUGACAAGGCUGACUUAUCUAUACCUACUGUUGCUACUGGUGUCCCCAACACAGAAAGAGGGCACUGUGGAAAAACUUUUGCCAUAUUUGAUCAGUUUCUCAACAAUCCAGAAUAUAGAGCAUUCCCAUGGCUAGCAGUAACAGAUGAUGAUACAAUCAUUAGCGUUUCAAGAUUACAUCGUCUGCUUUCCUGCUACGAUGCAACCAAAUCAAUCAUGCUCGGUGAACGCUAUGGUUACGGGCAGGUCAAAGGUUAUGGAUAUGACUACAUCACGGGAGGAGGAGGAAUGAUCUUCAGCCGUCCGGCUGUAGACGACCUGAUUUCAAAUGGAUGCCGCUGCAGCAAGAACGAAGAUCCAGAUGACAUGAUCAUUGGGAUGUGUGCUAAGAGAUAUGGAAUACCUCUUGCUCAUUCUCCUUUAUUUCAUCAGGCAAGGCCAUCGGAUUAUGCCAAAGGUCUCCUUGCUCAUCAAACACCCGUAUCCUUUCACAAGCAUUGGAAUGUCAACCCAGAUCAAGUUUACAGCGAUUGGUUUCUAAAAGACGAUGAAGCUAUGCAGUCUGCAUCCCACGAUGAACUUUGAUUGAGACUCUAAAAUAGUGUAUCCAAGUAAGCCAUAUAUAGUAUGUUCUUUCUUUGUUUGCCGAUGAUAUGUUUGUAAAGUAAGUGCAUGUAUUUCUAGCCCCCUGUGGGACCUUUUUGAAAUGAUAUGUCUCUGUUUACUAGUUCGUAUGAAACUUUGUAAUUCUCUUGAAUUAUUAUUGCAUGGGCAGACAAUGGAGUGAGGGUAAGAAUGGAGAAAAGAUGAGGGUUUGACAUGCUUUAAGGUUGAAUAUAUAUGUGAAACAGUGAAAGUGACAAUUUUUUAUAUCCUUUCGCAACCUGAAACUGUCAUCAUUUGUUGAAUUAUAGUAUAGUUCAGUUGCAAUGCAGUAAUUUUGCAGUAUCAAAUUAUUUUUAGUCCCUCUCCAUCCUCAAUUUUCAUUUUAUAAAUCUUAAUUAUAUGUACUUAAAAAUGCAACCAAUAGUUCUCAUCAUAAAUUUGUCUUUGUAGUUGCUUUAUUCAUAGGAACUCAACUCAGUACAUUUCUUCUUGGCAGUCCAACCCAGGUUGGUCUUUUAUUAAUGGUGCUAUUAUUUCAUUGUAUUGUGGCAGGUGAGGCUUCUAAUGUUCAUUAUAUAUUUAUUUCUGUGUUUAUAUAUGGUUGAUUUAGAAUAUUCAGUUUAUGUUUUUCCUUAAAAUUUCUAUGAAAGUCUAUUUCAUUAUUUGGAUACCUAUAUUUGAUGUUAGACAGUGUUCCCAGUGUUCAAUAUCAAUGUAAAAUGUAACUCAGUUUCACAAUUUUAUGUGCAAAGAUGCAUUAAUAUAAAGGGGAAAGUAAUGUAUUAUCAAAUCGUAACCUUGAACGAGAGGGUUUUAAAUGGACCAAUUCCACAGUUGGAUUCAGGGUUUUUUAAGGCAAGUUUUGUCGUCAUAUGCCUGGGGAGCAUAUCAUCAACACUUGUUGUUUGACAACAUCCCUUGGUUUUGAUUGGCUUAGAAUGACAAGUCUCUGACGUUACAUGGUGUUUGGAUAGUGAUAACUGGUCAGUACUGACAGCUCUCGUGAAAUGGUCAACUUGUAUGUGGUACAUUUAGUAUUGUGGAAGCCCGGGGUCCGCCAUUUCAUGAAAGUUGUCAGCACUUGCAAGUUUUGAUUAACCAAACCAGUUACCCUAGUAACAGUCAGACACCUGUGUUUGUCAGGCAAUGAAACCUAAGGAAAUGUCAGAAACCAAAAGUUGUUGAAAUGCCUCCCUUGAGAUGCCAUAAUAGAAAUAUUGUGUAAAUGGUCUAUUGAAAUUAUGGAAAUGUCAAAGCAUUUGAAAACAAAUUAUAUUUAAAAGAAUGGAGAACUUAAGCGAUUCAAUUCGAAGACAUUUAACAAUUUUGCAAUGAAGUGAUCAGAUAUGGUUUCAACACUACAGUGAUCUUUCAAUCUGAACCAAAUAUAAAAUGAUUCCACAUUUGCUCCUUCGACAAUUGUUCCAGGGGAGGUUUGACAGAGAUUUAAGUCUGAAUCAUGAAUUCCAGGUUGUGUAUGGUAAUUAAUGCACCUCUACAUUGAACAUAUCAAGCUCAGGGGAUGCGCAUUACGGUGUAACAUUAAUGAGAGCAUACAUUAAGUACCAUGUGUGCAUUUGCAAUGAAGCAUGUCUUUUUAAUAGACAGGCUAAACCCUUUGUGAAGCACCCCCACAACCAUUAUGUGUAGUGCAUCAUUGUGAAGCCUUCAGUGAAGACUAGAUAGAAAGCAAGGCAGAGUUCUGGGCCCUGUCUUACAAGGAGUUGCAAUUGAUCUGAUCAAUCGUAACUAUGCAUGGCCAGCAACGUCAACAUCUAUAAUGCAUGUUUGUUAGAAAUAUAAUAACUAUGAACAAUAUUCAUGCAUUCAUUGUUUUCUUGAAAAUUCACUGUGCUUCUCUUUGUUUAAGAAGGACAUUGGGAAAAUUUACUGUAGAAAAAAAUUAUGACACUGAUAGAUUUUGAUACGUCUUACAAAGAGUUACGAUUGAUCCAAGCAAUUGUAAGUCUUUGUAAGACGGGGCCCUGAACUUUGAAGCGCCUGAACCAAUCAGAUAGGCCAUAGUGUUUCUCUUGGCACUAUUAAUUUUUUGAUGUAUAGUAACAUGUAGUCUUGUCCAUCACAAUGAUGCUCUACCUUAAGUUUCGGCAGGUAUGUAGGCUUAGGGUUAGGGUAGUUGUACGAUAAAUGGUAGGUAUAGAAUUAGAUAAGUGUCACGGUGAAUAUUAAGAAUUUUAGUUAGGUGUAAGAAAUCUUUAGCAAUCUGCACGGAGCAAUUGUGGAAGGAGCUUAGGUCAUAAAAUCUCAAAAAUUAAUUUUCAAAUGAUUGUGAAUGGUAGAAGACAAACCAUAUUGUAGCCUAAAUGUUAUUUAGAUUGAUAUUCUUGUAGAAAAAGGUGGUUCUUUGUGGGUAUGUAUUGUACAGCAGUCCGACCUUGUUUAUCUGGCUGGUACCAGACCGAAACCCAUCAAUAUAAACAAUAUGAAAUAUGAGAUUAAUAUCUUCAAUUAAAGGAGAAUGAAACAGAGAAAAAACCCAGCAAAUUCAAUUUUAAUAGAGGACAGAAGAUGCAAUUAAAAAAGGUUCAAUCAAGUCAGUCAUGAAAUGAAGGCUUGAAAGCCUCGAUAUACCUUCUAUGCUGAUCUUCAAAUUCACAACUUUUUUUUUCUAAAUGGGGGGAUUAGCAGGGGCCGCGGAACCGGGGGGGGGGGGGCUGGGGGGGCUUCAGCCCCCCCCCCCCACUUUUUUCCAAAACCGUGUACAAAAACUUAAAAAUGACCAUAGGAUUGUGAUUUUUUGCAUGGUCAGCCCCCCCACUUUUGACUCAGCCCCCCCCCCCCCACUUUGAAAACCGUUCCACUGCCCCUGAUUAGUAGUACAACUUGGUAGUACACAGAAUUUCAUAUUUUGUCCAUUAUCCAUAAAGAUGCUACUUGUGUAUUUAGCCAACUCUCCAUGUCUCAUGGUCUAAUACAUUUCCAAUGAUACAUCUUGUAAUAAGAUGUAGCUGCACAUUGAGAGAUAAUUGUUGAAGUAUAAGCUGUAUUACUAAACCUGUCACUUGGAAGAAACAUUGCCAAUUUGAGGAUUGCAAUCAAAAAUAAAUUAAGACUUUUCCAACGACAAAAACUUUUCCUGUUGCACCCAAUUAUGAUGUAACUUUUUCUUGAAUUGCUUCUUUCAAUUCAAAUUGAUUCCCCCAGGGGUUCCAACCUCCUUUAAUAUAGAAGUUUUGCUAUGAUGGAGAAAUAAGCAAUGUUGGACUGUACAUGGUCAUUAGAGGCUGAAAUGGUAAAUUCAUAUAUCUAUGCAAUUAUAAUGUAUUCAUGUCUAGGGAUUUAAAGAAUGUGUUGUCUUCCUCUAUCUAUAUACUUGUAUUUUUAGGAAUGUUUAAAAUGUACACUAGCCAUAAUAUGAAUAGACUACAGUUAGACUAUUUUAACACACUAUUUUUAACAACAUUGACUAUUUUUGUGAAUGAGUACUGUGGCGAUCGUCCUUGUCUAUGGCAAUAAAUCAUAUUGUGACUAUUA